This is a messenger RNA of Rhea pennata, 5340 nucleotides long. RefSeq names its product collagen alpha-1(I) chain-like. The transcript has 2 exons. The record is from RefSeq and is a predicted model, not a curated record. Lineage: Eukaryota; Metazoa; Chordata; Aves; Rheiformes; Rheidae. Bases 658 to 1650 code for a protein of 330 amino acids.
UGGGGGUUCGGACAGGCCGUCCCUGGGGUCCCGAGGAGCACCAAAAGGUGCAGAGAGGGGCCUGAGGUGCACUGCAAAACGUGCACGGAGGCUCCUGGGAUAGCCCAAAAGGUGCACGGAGGGGCCUCAUGUGUGCAGCAAGGUUCACCGAGAGCCCUGGGGUGCACCCAAAGGCGCACGGAUGUGUGCUGCUGGGACUGCAGGGUGAAUCAUGCUCCUUCAGAUGCCCCAGGGGUGGUGGGCAGGGGCCUGGCUUGCUUGCUUGCCCCACAAAGCAUGUGCACCCCCACGCUCUCCGGCAUCUCCUGCCCUCCAGCUGCAUCUGCCUUGUCUCCACAGCCAAAGUUGGGCAUUAGCGCUCCUCCCCACCCGCUUGCCUCGCAGCCCCGUCUCACCCAGCCUUCCAAGUAAACACAAGAAAAAGCCUCUUUUUAAUAUGGGCAUGGGCAGAGCCAGGCGCCUUGGGGUGUCUUCAUCCUUGUGCAAGCCCAGGGGGACACAGCCCAGAGGCACCUGCUUUGAUGAAGGUGCCCCGCACAGGGGCUGGACUGGCAACCGGGCAGUGCUGAAUCUGGGGAUGCUCAGGCCGUGCCGUUGCCUGGGCCUGGGUGCCAGUGCUGCCAGGCUCUCCGGAGGCGGGCACACAGGGAUCGGGAGAUGCAGCCUGACAAGGGUGCUCUCCUGGGCGCUUGGAGGAUGAAGAUGGUCUGCAUAGCCAGGCAGCGCACCGUAGGGCUGCUGUCAUUUUCCAAGCGCUGGAGGACUGCAAAGGGAGGAAAGAGAGUGGCCAUCAAGCCCGGUAUCAGCAGAGACCCCGGGCUGCUCCUCCAGAGAGAGGACCGGGGAAGAGCAGGGCACAAGGGGAUCUAUCCAUGCUCAGCAAUACCCCAAAUACCCCCAGUACCCCCAAAAGUCCCUCCAGGAACUCAUGUGAGAGCCCUGCAGCCUGGCGCAAGCCAUGGGCGCUCUCGGCCUGGCCAAGAGCACCAGCCCUCAAAAGCUCCAGGAAUCCCCUCUGUCCCCAGGCCCGGCCUCCUCCCGCCAGCCCCGGCCACCUCCCCGCGCGCUACGCACGGCUGCACAUCUCCUCCAGCUUCUGCCCGUGCCAGUCCAGGAGCCGCCCAGCGAGCCCUAGGCACACGUGGCCCGUCACAAGGGGAGCCCGGGGGUCCUCCAGGUAGCGGCAGCUGUGGCUCACGUACUCCCUGGCUACUGGCCUGGCCUUCUGCAGCUGCAGGCACCCCCGGUACAGGUGUUGGCACUGCCGGGCCUGUUGCCCUCCCUGGGACAACCCUUCCCCUCCCUAGGACAGGCAUUGGCAACGCUGGGCCUGUCCCUCCUUCCAGGACAGGGACCAGCGCCUCUGGGACAGUGGCUGGCACCCUCAGGAAAGAGGCUGCCACUGCUGGGACAGGGGCUGGCACCAGCCAGAACUUGGCUGGCACCCGCGGGACAGCGCUGGCUCUACCAGGAGCUCUGCUGGCACCACUGGGACGGGAGCCAGCACCGCCAGCACAGGCCUGCCACUGCCGGGGCCUCCUCACCAGGCACUCGCCAAUGCGCCAGGUCUGCACCGUCUCAGCCAGCUUCCGGAGCUGCUUCCAGCCAAGCAGCUUUGCAGCGUCCAUGAGGGCUGCCCGGGCGGCCUGAGGAGGAGCAGGGAGACGGGCGAUGGCACCGCAGCCAGGCCAGGUCUCCCCCACGGCUGCUGCCGUGCCCAGGGUGCCCACCGCGGUGGCCGCACGCCACGCCACGGCGCCCUGUACCUGUGCCGCGCCGACAUCGGGGUCGCUGAGGUGGAGGAAGAGGCGCAGCAGUCCCUGGCGCGCCAGCUGCUUCAUCUGCCGCCUCUCGCGGCCGACGGCUCGGCUCAGCAGCUCCCCGAAGUGCACCAGGGCCAGCUCCCGCACGGCACUGGUCUCCUGCCAUGGCAAACAGCAACCUCUGCAGCGGUGCUGGGGGCAACGAGAAGGGGCCCCGUGCCGCCUCCCUGCCCCCAUCCUCACGUUGGGGAAGAAGGACGGGAGGUCGCGGGCCAGCAGCACAGCCAGCUGGCCGGUCUGCCGCGGCUCGGCAUGCCGCAGCACAUUGCGCAGCACCGCCAGCGCCUUGGCGUUCAUCUGCCCGUCAGCGUCAUGCAGCCGCUCCAUCACGGCUGGGAUCAGCUCCUGCAUCUUCUGAGCCUGCAGGCAGAUGGGCAGCAUUUGCCUCAGAAUGCUGCCAGUGCAAAUGCUGCGGACACGGGCGCCGGCAGCGGGUCCUUGCUCACCGUGGCGGCAUUCUGGGAGAGGGAGAGGAGGCCGCGGAGCGCCAGCCAGCGCAUGAGCCGCUGCUCGCUGUCCAGCCGCGCGUGGCAGAGGUGCAGCGCCACCUCGUCGACCGCCGCACCCAGAUUAGAGCUCUGCAGCAGCUGCAACGGCAAGUGGCCACGUUGGCACGCGGCCUGGUUGCCACCCCCAGGACUGGGAGCCCGGCACGUGGUAUGGCAUCCCAGCUGCCCCCUCACGCUCGGCCCCAGUCCCACCAGAGGCCCUUCAGCCCCAGCCCCUUGUCCUUGUCCUCAUCCUCAUCGCCUGGCCCUUGCUGUGGCCCCACGUGCCCAGCUUUGGCCGCUGCCCCUCAUCUCCAGCCCAGUCUGCACUCCCUCAUCCUUGUCUGCUCCUCCAUGGCCCCUCCACCCCAGCCCUGUGCCCCCAUGCUCAGGUCCCCAUCCCCUCAGCCUCUCCCCAUCUGCAGCCCUCUGGCCUCUCUGUAGACGACGUGAGGUGCAGGGGGCCAGCACAGAGGCUGCUUGAAACACAGGGGACAGCUGGGGACUAACGGAGGCAUUGGCAGAGCCCAAACUCUGCCGCCACCAGCCCGCCCCUUCCCACUCAUGCCAGCAGCCUGCAUCCUGCCUCAAUGAGGAAGGUCAUGGAGGGGAUCUCCUCGCACAUGUCGUUGCCCCUCAGGGCCAGGCUCAAGUGCAGGAAGAUGGCAGUGCGCUCCUCCAGGGGGUUCUCCUCCAGGUGCCUGGCAACGGGUGAGAGAGGCACCGUUGCACCCAAGGCGAAUGGGCAAACCAUGCUGGGACCGCAGGGUGAGAUGAGGGGCCAAGGAGGGCUGGGGGGGGCUUACCUGGCCAGCAAGGAAACCCCCGUGACGUUGGUCUCGGGCCGGCUGAUCCUGUCCCAGCCACCGCGCUGCUGUACAGCAGUCACCUGGUCCGUGUAGCCAGCGCAGCACAGGAGCACUUGCAUGGUUUGCACUGCCGCACUGCCAGGGAGAAGAGCGCUGGUCUACCACCCCAUGCUCCCGCACAGGCAGUGGGGCAGGGACCGGGGCAGCAGGCUACCUGACAGGGCAAGGAGGCUUGCCCUCGUGGCUGAAGGCAGCGCUGUCCUUUUGCCCACGCUGAAGGCUAAAGGACAUCUGCAACAGGAGGGCCACGUAGAUGCGGGGGAAGAGGGCCUUCACUGCCUGCUUGCAGGUGUGCUGCAGGAGGAUGAUUUUCAAUGCCCGGAUCGCCUGCAAGGAUGCCAAAGAUAGCCCUCGCUAGUGCCACGCGUGCAUGCGCAAGGAGGCCUCCCUCGCCCGGCGAGCCCGUGGAGCAACUCACAGUCAGCGGGAAGAUGCAGGUGAGGCCCUGCACAGAGGUGUCUGGCGUGCAGACGGACCGCUUCUGCAGCACGCAGAGAAGCUCCUGCAGCACCUUCUCAGCAGUCGAUGACUGCGACACCAUCGCCUCCCACAUGGUCCCGGCAAUGCUGCAAAGGACAGCCACAAAGGGUUGGGUCAGUGUCCUUGCAUCCCGCUGACCCUUGCCAGACCUGGCUCGGGCGGGGGCUCCAGGAGGCCUGGAGAGUGCACAGCUCCAGCCCCAGGGAUGCUGCACUCAGGCUGGCAACGCGGCAGCUGUACCCGUCAACAUUCAGCGAGCAGCUCAGCAGGCCAGCGACCACCUCGCUGGGGCAGCGGCACGUCAGGAGGAGAAGGAAGGUCCUGAGGGUCUGGACUGUGGCCUCACUGACGCGUGGCAGGUUCUCGUGGAUGUCCUGCACGAUCAGCUGCAGCUGCAAGGGACGGGGUGGGGGUGGCACCAGCCUGCUGCCACAGGCGAAUGAACCUCUGCCCAGACUCUGACUGCACUGCAGAGCCCUGGGUUUGGCGACCACGGCCAGCGCGCUGCAGGCUUACGUGCUGCGGGUUGGCGGCGCAGUAUUCCAUCAUAUCCUCCAGCAGGCGGGUUGUGCCUGGGGUGUCAUGGGCACUGCUGUGCUUCGUCCCCUCGAUGGCCAUGAGGACCACGUCUGUGUGCGGCCCCGUGGCGUGGCUGGGAGCUCUAUCCUCCUCCUCGACGCAGGCGCCCACGGAGAAGCCGGGGAGUCCGUCCUCCUCCUCAUCCCAGCCCUCCAGGGGCUCGCUGGGGCUUCCAGCCCCAUCCUCAAUCCAGGCCUCCAUGGGGUGGCUGGGAGGACAGGCAUCUUCCUCGCUCCGUGCCGAUGUGGGGCGGCUGGGGCAUCUCUCCGCCAUCCCGUGGCCGGAGCCCAGGUGGGAUGCGAAGCAGCAGGGAGAAAAGGGUCCUGCACAGGACCGUGGGUCCCUGCCGUGGGGCGACUGAGGGUCCUCUCUGGAGAGAUCCCAGCUGUCCUCGUCCCCACUCACUGAGGGGCCGUGAGGCACCAGGUGAUGUGAUGGGGGUCACAAAGGGCCCUGACAUCACCCCUGGGGCAGCUAGAGGGCCUGAGGGGCGGCGGGAUGCAGGGUCUGCCAUGGGGGAAGCAGCCUGGGGCGAGGAAGAGGAUGGAGCCCCCCCACAAGCCCAGGGGCAUGUGGGGCGAGGAAGGUGUCCCCGUCCAUCUACUGCGGAGGGAGGAAGAGGAGUUUGGUCUGCCCUGCUGCCCCAUGGCGGUGUAGGCUGAUGAAGAGAAGGAAGAUGGAGCUGCUGGCCACCCCAUGGCAGUGUGGAGCGAGGAAGAGCACGAUCCCUGGCUGCUUCAUGCUCUCAGCGGGGGUCAGACUAGACAGUCUCCAGAGGCAUCUUCCAACCUCAGCGGCUCUCCUUCCUCUUGGCACACUUGCCCGUGGUGUCUUUUAACGGGGAAAACGGCCAAAGAACCUGCCCUGUGAACCUCCCCACGGAGGCAGGCUCUCGAGGCCGCCUCCAGCCUGACCCGCAUCCCUGCCAAGAGAUGCUUGCCCAAGCCCUGGUCCUCCACAGUGAGGAACUGCAUCAGCCCUUGGGGCAAACUUGUCCGCGCCUCGCUCUGUUCUUGGCACACGCUAGCCUAGGUUUGAAUGUCCUUCCUGCGUGUGAAGUUCGCAGAAGGUACUGAAAUAAAACGCCUGCAAUGCUGGAAA